CAAGAAGAGAAAGUUGCUGCUUCUCCGGUCACCCCAUUUUCAAGGGAAAAUCAAUUCAAAAAAUAUGAAAUCCACUCCUAUCAUUGUCGCCUUUCCUCUUUUUUGAUAAACAUAACGCGUUCUGAUUUUCAUACAUUUUGUUUUUUUUUCGUCGGGGGAGAAUCGGAUGGCGAAGACGGUUUUGUUGAGUUCCGAUCCAACGGUUAGUGCCAGAGCGGUGGAAUUGAAGAAAGAAUUGCAAAGUCUGGUUAGGACCAUCGUCGACGAUGAGGAUUACAGCAUCCACGCCGUCGAUCAAGCUAAAGAUACUCUAUGUGCUUUGAGACAUCUUAAGCUCAAUAAACAAUCUACGGCGGCCACCGCCACUACCACCACCACGUCAUCCUUGAAGUUACAUGAAGCCUUUUCGUGUCCCGAAGAGUUUAAAUGUCCUCUUUCUAAAGAGCUUAUGAGAGAUCCUGUCAUUUUAGCUUCUGGUCAGACAUACGACAGACUAUUUAUACAGAAAUGGCUGAAUGCGGGCAACAGGACUUGCCCUCGGACACAACAGGUUCUUUCACACACACUUCUCACUCCGAAUUAUCUUAUUUUGGAUAUGAUAUCGCAGUGGUGCAAGAGUCAGGGGAUCGAAUUGCCAAGCCCUGUUAUGAAUGGUAAAGAGGAGGGGGUCACGGUAGCAGAACGCGAUCAUUUCUUUUCUUUGCUCGAGAAGUUAACUGCUGUGCUUCCUGAACAGAAGAAAGCAGCAAAGGAGCUCCGGAUGUUGACGAAAAAGAUGCCUUCAUUCCGGGCUCUUUUUGGUGAAUCUGUUGAUGCCAUUCCUCAACUGCUCAACCCAAUCUCUGGCAGCGAAUCUAAAGGUGGUGUUCACCCUGACCUCCAGGAAGAUGUGAUCACAACACUCUUGAAUCUUUCAAUUCAUGACAGCAAUAAGAAGCUUGUUGCUGAAACUCCAGCAGUUAUUCCUCUUCUUAUGGAAGCACUGAGAUCCGAGACUAUUGAAAUAAGGUGCAAUGCAACUGCAGCACUUUUCACUCUAUCUGCUAUUGAUUCUAACAAGGCACUUAUUGGUAAAUCAGGUGCCUUGAAACCUCUGAUUGACCUUCUCGGUGAAGGUCAUCCAUUAGCUAUGAAAGAUGUUGCUUCUGCGAUAUUUAACCUAUGCAUUAUUCAUGAGAAUAAGGCAAGAGCCAUGAGGGAUGGUGUGAUAAGUGUCAUUUUAAAAAAGAUUAUAGACGGUGUUCUUGUUGAUGAGUUAUUGGCUAUCCUUGCAAUGCUUUCAACCCAUCAGAGGGCUAUGGAGGAAAUCGGGGAGCUUGGAGGCAUUCCAUGCUUGCUUCGGAUUAUCAGGGAGAGCACUUGUGAACGCAACAAGGAAAAUUGCAUUGCAAUCCUCCACACCGUAUGUCUUAAUGAUCGAACCAAGUGGAAGGCAUUAAAGGAAGAAGAGAGUACCCAUGGAACGAUAUCCAAACUUGCUCAAGAUGGAACUUCUAGAGCCAAAAGAAAAGCUACUGGCAUUCUCGAAAGACUGAGGAGGGCUGUUAAUAUUACUCAUACUGCAUGAAGACAUUACUCGAUGCAUAACUAUCGAGUGCAUCAUUUGUAAAUUCUGCUUCCAACACCCAGUGAUCAGGUUUGUAAAUACUUGUGCCUCAUCAGAGUUUUUAAUCUCGGUUUUACGAGUUUGCUGUUGUUAAUAAACACUCUGGAAGCUUAUGUUUAUAGAUUUCUCUUUUGUCUGGUCCAAUAACUUUCUUUUCUGCAGGCAUUUUGGCGUUUACAGGUAACAGAAUCUUGGCUCUUUUUUACUUAUUUCCUAUCAUACAUAUGAAUUUGUAUUCGGAUUUCAGUGUGCAUUAGUUUCUUUCGUUUCAAACCAAUAGUUUCUUGCACAAUAUCGCAUGGCCGUUUUUAGUAGAUACUUGAGUUUUAC
Molecule: messenger RNA, 1936 nt
Organism: Hibiscus syriacus
Lineage: Eukaryota; Viridiplantae; Streptophyta; Magnoliopsida; Malvales; Malvaceae
Product: U-box domain-containing protein 9-like
Exons: 2
Coding region: 167-1567 (466 amino acids)
Biological process (GO): protein ubiquitination
Cellular component (GO): nucleus; cytoplasm
Molecular function (GO): protein binding; ubiquitin-protein transferase activity
Source: RefSeq, a predicted model, not a curated record